Messenger RNA from Acanthosepion pharaonis, 909 nucleotides. NCBI's taxonomy places the organism in Eukaryota, Metazoa, Mollusca, Cephalopoda, Sepiida, Sepiidae. The record is from the annotation of a GenBank genome assembly.
AUGUUAAAGAAAUGCUACAGAUGGGGGGCUGGUUUGUCUAAAACUUGGCAGUUGCCUAUAGUGUGUUCAUAUCUAUCUAAAACUGUUCAUAUCUAUCUAUCUAUCUAUCUAUCUAUCUAUCUAUCUAUCUAUCUAUCUAUCUGUCUAAGCCUGAUCAUAUCUAUCUAUAUAUCUCACAAGCACCUCACUCUGUUUCUAUCUAUCUAUCUAUCUAUCUAUCUAUCUAUCUAUCUAUCUAUCUAUCUAUUCUCAACAACAAUUUAUUCAUUGCACCCCAUAUAUAUUUUUGUAUCUUUCUCAAACUUUUCCUAUCUAUUUAUCUAUCUUAUUCUAAUCUAUCUAUCUAUCUAUCUAUCUAUCUAUCUAUCUAUCUAUCUAUCUAUCUCAUAUAUUAAUAUGUAUUUAUAUAUUUGUCACAAUUAUUCUAAUAUCUAUCUAUCUAUCUAUCUAUCUAUCUAUCUAUCUAUCUAUCUAUCUAUCUAUCUCAGUAUAUUAAUAUGUAUUUAUAUAUUUGUCACAAUUAUUCUAAUCUAUCUAUCUAUCUAUCUAUCUAUCUAUCUAUCUAUCUCACUUGCUACCUCAGUCUGUUUAUAUCUAUCUAUCUAUUCUAUACAUUUAUAUAUCUAUCUAUCUAUAUUUCACUAUCUCAUUCUAAUCUAUCUAUUUAUGUAUCUCCUUUAUCUAUCUAUCUAUCUAUCUAUCUAUCUAUCUAUCUACCUACCUACCUACCUGUCUAUCUAUCUAUUUAUCACAAUAUGUUCAUAUAUCUAUCUAUCUAUCUAUUCUCAGUCUAUUCAUAUCUAUCUUUUUUCUUUCUUUCUUCCUCUUUUGUGUGUUCGUGUGUGUAUGUUAGCACCUGUAAUAUUUGUCAAUAUAUUUCUUGAUUAUAAUAAGAGGAAAUUAAUUUAA